ACGCACAUGUACUGUAUACGGCGCGCCGCGUAUUGCAUAUACGAGACGGAAACGGGACUGCGGCAGUGGCAUGGAAUCGAAGCCAUACUGCUACAAAAAAUAAAAAAGAGGGAUAAAUUAAACCAUCUGGUUGAUUAUAACAUACAAGGAAGAGAGGGAGAAAGUCAAGUACAGACUAAGAAACGUUUUUGAGAGAGAAAUCCACUCCAGCAGCGUUAGUUAACGUUACUUUUGUGAGCGCCGAAAGCCGAGGCCAGGGCCCAGGCCAGGCGAAGUGCAAGUGCAGUUAGAGCAGGAGCGUCAACAUGCCUAAGAAGGGUAAGAAAGGAGGAAAGAGGGGAGGAGAUGAUUUUGGUGAGGACGACGUUCCAAAGACAAGUGCAGCUCCCAGCAUUGAGGAUAAUGAAGAGGGAAAGAGAGCCGACGGAGCAAAAGGCAAAAAAGACAAGAAAAAGGAGAAGAAAAAUCAGAGGAAAGGCAGGCAAGAUGAUUCUGAUGAUGACAUACCAGACCCUAUAGCAGCAGCUAUGAAAGAGGAGGAAGAGGAAACUAACAGACCGACUACAGCUAAAGCUUCCAAAAAGAAAGGAAAAGGGAAGAAGAACCGAGGAGGAAAGGUGGACGAUUCUGAUGAAGAUGAACAACUCAUGAAUAAAAUAAAUCAACUAGCUCUCGAGGAUGAGAUGGAAGAAGAUGAGGAAGAAGAGGAAGAGGUUCCUAAGAAACAACCGAAAGGCAAAAAAGGAAAGAAGCAAGCUGCCAAGCAAGCUGCUUUUGCUCUAUUGGAUGAAAUGGAGAAUGAUGAGGACAAUGAUGAUGUCAACGAUGAGGAGAAUUUAGAUCCACCAAAGAAAGAAGAUCCACCGCCAAAGGAUGAACCAGUAGAGGAAGCAGCUCCAAAGAAUGAAAAGAAAGAAAAGAAAAAGAAGAAGAAAGAUAAGUUUGCCUUCUUGAAUGAAGUGCCAGAUGAGGUGGAGGAGGUGAAGGAAGAAAAGAAGGAGGAGAUCAAACCAGUCACACAGGAUGAGGAGGAUGAGGAUAUCUCAAAGGCAGAAGAAGCCCAGUUCUCAUAUCUCGAUGGUGAAGAUGCAGCUCCUAAAGUUGAAGAAGAGGAAGAGAAAGAAACAAAGAAGAUGAGUCGAAAAGAGAUGAAGAAAAUGAAAAAAAGGGAACAAAUGAAAAAACAGAUGAUGGAAGAUGGAGACCUUUCAAACUUUUCUUUGUCUCAACAAGAAACAAACGUCAAAGGAGCUGCUCUAGAGAAUGCUACAGAUGUCAAGGUAGAGAAGUUUUCAAUUUCUGCCGCUGGUAAAGAGCUCUUUGUGAACGCAUCACUAACCAUUGCUCAGGGUCGUCGCUAUGGUCUAGUAGGACCCAAUGGAAUGGGAAAGACAACGCUCCUUUCACAUAUAGCAGGAAGAAAGUUAGCUAUACCACCCAAUAUAGAUGUGCUCUUAUGUGAACAGGAUGUGAAAGCUGAUGAUACCCCUGCAUUCCUAGCUGUAUUAAAUGCCGACAAGAAGAGAUUAGCACUUCUAAAGGAGGAAAAGGAAUUAUUAGAAGCAAAUGAAAGAGGUGACCAUUCUAAGUCGGAACGACUGAAAGAGGUUUAUGAGGAAAUGGAAGUCAUUGGUGUUGCAUCUGCUGAAGCUCGAGUCAGAAGAAUUCUGGCUGGUCUGAGUUUUACACCAGACAUGCAGAAAAAACCAACCAAGGCAUUCUCAGGAGGAUGGAGGAUGCGUGUAUCACUUGCAAGAGCUCUUUUCAUGGAACCAACUCUUCUACUACUUGAUGAACCUACUAAUCAUCUCGACCUCAAUGCUGUUAUCUGGCUUAACAAUUACCUUCAAUCUUGGAAAAAGACACUCCUGAUAGUCUCUCACGACCAGACCUUUUUAGAUGAUGUAUGCACGGAUAUCAUUCAUUUAGAUAUGCAAAAAUUACAAUACUACAAAGGAAAUUACAAUACUUUCAAAAAGAUGCUUGGUCAGAAGAGAAAAGAACAAAUGAAAGACUAUGAGAGACAGGAAAAGAUGCUUAAGAGUUUAAAAAGUCACGGCAAGUCAACUAAAGCCGCUGAGAAAGAGACGAGAAGUCAGCAGAAGAAGCGUAAUGAGAGGGGUAACAAGAAAAAAGGUGAUCCCACUGAAGAGGAUGAAGGCCCUCAGGAACUUCUCAAGAGACCUAAGGAAUAUGUGGUGAAAUUCACCCUUCCUAAUCCUCCUAGUCUCAGCCCACCUAUCCUGGGAAUGUAUAAUGUUACAUUUGGUUAUCCAAACCAGCCAAAGUUAUUCGUGAACUGUGAUUUUGGUGUCGACAUGACAUCAAGAGUUGCAAUAGUUGGUCCAAAUGGAGUCGGAAAAAGUACAUUCCUGAAUCUUCUCAAGGGGGAACUUGAGCCUCUGAUAGGAGAAGUGCGAAAGAAUCACAGAUUACGUAUAGGAUCCUACAGUCAGCAUUCUGCUGAUCAGCUUACUAUGGACGUGAGUCCGGUAGAAUACCUUCAAACAAAAUACAACCUGCAGUAUCAAGAUAGUCGGAAGCUGUUAGGUCGAUUUGGGUUGGUCAGUCAUGCUCACACCAUCAAGACUAAAGAUCUGUCUGGUGGUCAGAAAUCAAGAGUAGCCUUUGCUGAUCUUUGCCAGAGCCAGCCAGAUGUUAUCAUCUUGGAUGAACCUACAAAUAAUUUGGACAUCGAGUCGAUUGAUGCCUUGGCUGAAGCAAUCAACAAUUAUACAGGAGGAGUUAUCAUUGUCAGCCACGAUGCCAGACUGAUAACAGAGACAGACUGUCAACUGUGGGUCAUCGAGGAGCAGACUAUUAACGAGAUCGACGGUGACUUUGAUGACUACAAACAUGAACUCCUAGUAGAACUUGGAGAGACUGAAAAUAAGAAAUGAUUGAAGCUUAAUUAUAGUUUAUAAUAAACUGUUCUCUGACUCAUCGUUGUAUGAACCCAAAACAGCAUGAAUGUUGCAAGCUGGGCAACAGAAUA
Messenger RNA from Lytechinus variegatus (green sea urchin), 2995 nucleotides. Its product is annotated as ATP-binding cassette sub-family F member 1-like. The transcript is spliced from 28 exons. The record is from RefSeq and is a predicted model, not a curated record. Lineage: Eukaryota; Metazoa; Echinodermata; Echinoidea; Temnopleuroida; Toxopneustidae. Bases 306 to 2900 code for a protein of 864 amino acids. Gene Ontology annotation, molecular function: ATP binding; ATP hydrolysis activity.